Messenger RNA from Eublepharis macularius, 1662 nucleotides. RefSeq names its product transmembrane protein 68-like. Lineage: Eukaryota; Metazoa; Chordata; Lepidosauria; Squamata; Eublepharidae. The coding region runs from base 210 to 1190 and encodes 326 amino acids. Gene Ontology annotation, cellular component: membrane. The record is from RefSeq and is a predicted model, not a curated record. The transcript has 7 exons. Gene Ontology annotation, molecular function: acyltransferase activity.
AUGAAUCCGCCGCUGCGAUCUGCGCCGCCCUGGGCGCUUCUUCGACAGCUGCAGGCGUGGAUUGGAAGAAUCCUCGGUGCUCCGCCGGCCUGAUCUGCUCCGCGCCGCCGGGGUCUUCGAUGGGCUGGCAGGCGCCAAAAGAAUGCUUUUGGGGAGAGAGGGCGACGGACGCCUGAGCCUGACCUCCAAGCCGCAGUCCGAGCCAGAAGAUGACCAGCGGAAGUGAAUCUUACUCUUCUGGGCAAGAAGAUGUGACCUGGCUGUCAAGUUUAUUGAAAGAAUGGAUUUAUCCAAAUCAUUACCUACAACAUUUUGGAAACUAUGAAGUGUAUCUCUUGAUGCCCCUCAUAAUCCUGUUUUCACCUGUUGUAAUUAUACUUGGCUUCAUUUAUCUUUCUAUUCUUCUCCUUCAUAUUUACAAAAGAAAGAACAAUUUAAAGAGUGAUUAUCUCAGUAAAUCAUGGGACAAUGGAAGGAGGGCAGUGAGUUAUCUUUGGGACAUAUAUGGCAUAGUGUGGCAUGGUUAUGAAGUGCGUGGAAUGGAUAAGGUACCAAAAGGACCAGGGCUUUUUGUAUUUUACCAUGGAGCAUUUCCUCUAGACUAUUUCUACUUUGUUUCUAGACUGUACUUACAGACAGGCAGACUCUGCCACUCUGUGGUUGAUUAUCAUUUUUCAAAAAUACCAGGUAUAAGGCUGUUUUAUAAUGUACAAGGUCUUACGCAAGAUGGAAGAGUCCAAUGUGUUGAAAUUCUGAAAAAGGGGUACUUAUUAGGUGUCCUACCUGGUGGAGUCCGGGAAGCGCUGUUUAGCGAUGAGAACUACAGUCUCUUGUGGGGCAAGCGUACAGGUUUUGCUCAUGUGGCCAUAGAUGCAAAAGUGCCCAUCAUCCCUAUUUUUACAACCAAUCUUCGGGAAGGAUACAGGGCACUUGGAAAAAUAUGGCCAUUGAAGUGGCUGUAUGAGCAUACCCGAUGGCCAAUUGUUCCCAUAUAUGGAGGGUUUCCAGUCAAAUUUUGCACAUACGUAGGAGAUCCCAUUACUUAUGAUCCACAUAUAACAGCUGAGGAACUAGCUGAAAAGACAAAGAUUGCAAUAAAAAACCUCAGAGAUAAGCACCAAAAAAUUCCAGGUAGCAUACAAAAAGCUUUGUUGGAACGCUUUGAGAAAUAUCCAAAACAUGAGUCGUGAAACCUCUUUUGUGUGUGCGUGUGUGCGUUAUGUAUGUAUGUUUGGUUUACUUAUCUAUAACAUAAAAUAAUUAAAACAUUUCUUUAUGUUUGUUAACUUCUAUCAAACAUGCAGUUACAGCACUGUUCUUUAUGCAUUUCAGCUAGGCCACUUUAGCUUGGAGGCUUUUUUCUACCAUAAAGUUGUAUUUGACUUGUUAAUGAUCUUUAAUGAAAUUAAUCUAUUGAAACAAACUUUGCUUGAACUAUUGAUUUCAUAGAUUACAGUACUUUGGCUCAGGGGAGUGGAGUUUUGGUUGCUUAAUCUGAAGAUCAAUGGUUUUACCAUGAAGGAUUGCCUAGAUGAUUCUGUAUUAACGCUUUGUCAUUCCACAGUUCAGAUUUUAUUAUUUGUAUCCAUCUUUCUCUUUCAAUGAGUAGGCAAGGAGAUUGUAUACUUUACUAAGAUAAAAUUUGUGUGAUCAUGUUGCAAA